AUGAAUCUUGUGGAUGAAACGGAGGAGGUGGAUGAAAAACAUCUAAAGGUGAUUAUUAUUGGAGAUAGUCUCGUCGGGAAGAGCUCACUUUUGAAAGACACCGCGGACAGUGAGUUCAAAGACCUCAAUGAGAUCCACUUCGCUUUACUCAGAAAGACGACUCCCAUUGCAAACGUGAACAUUACCGAGAAGUUUCUAGGUGACGAUAGCACGUAUAAAGUCAAGACUUUGAACACAUGGCCACAUGAGGAACACGUCAGCAUCCACCACGCAAAGACAGUUUUGCUCGACGCCCUGUCUGCGAUGAAGGCAUUACAUUCGAUGGAUAUCCUUCAUAACGACAUCAAAGGUGAUAACGUGAUCGUCAAACAAUCCGAUCACGACUUAUUCAGCGGGUACCUCAUCGAUCUGGGCAACGCGUCGACGACAUUCCUCUCUGCUAUCUACGAUUUCGGACAGACGGAGAGAGAUUAUUACGACGAUGAUCCAUUGUCGAUUCAUUACGCGCCAGAACUGAUUUUUGAUAAUGCCGCCACGACUCGAGCGAGCGAUGUGUAUCAGAUUGGACAGCUUAUUUACAUCAUGGGAAAUGAUAUGGGAAAUGAAGAUCUGAGAGAUAUUGGAGAGAGAUGUCUCUAUCGAGAACCUUUGUCACGUAUUAAGCUACUGGACCUCAUUGAAUUCGUGUCUCAGUUAUGA
Molecule: messenger RNA, 699 nt
Organism: Strongylocentrotus purpuratus (purple sea urchin)
Lineage: Eukaryota; Metazoa; Echinodermata; Echinoidea; Camarodonta; Strongylocentrotidae
Exons: 2
Coding region: 1-699 (232 amino acids)
Biological process (GO): protein phosphorylation
Molecular function (GO): protein kinase activity; ATP binding
Source: RefSeq, a predicted model, not a curated record